AUGAAGUUCAAUCCCUUUGUGAUUUCUGACCAAAGCAAGAAGCGCAAAAGGCAUUUCAAUGCACCUUCCCACAUUCACAGGAAGAUUAUGUCUUCCCCUCUUUCCAAAGAGCUGAAACAGAAAUACAAUGUUCGAUCCAUGCUCAUCAGAAAGGAUGGUGAAGUUCAGGUGGUUUGGGGACACUAUAAAGGUCAGCAAAUUGGCAAAGUAGUCCAGGUUUACAGGAAGAAAUAUGUCAUCUACAUUGAAUGGAUGCAGUGGGAAAAGGGUAAUGGCACAACUGUCCAUAUGGGUAUUCACCCCAGCAAGGUGGUUAUUACUAGGCUUAAACUGGACAAAGACAGCAAAAAGAUCCUUGAACAGAAAGCCAGAUCUCACCAAGUAGGAAAGGAAAAAGGCAAGUACAAGGAAGAAACAAUUGAGAAGAUGCAGGAAUGA
This is a messenger RNA of Lemur catta (Ring-tailed lemur), 438 nucleotides long. RefSeq names its product 60S ribosomal protein L26-like. The transcript has a single exon. NCBI's taxonomy places the organism in Eukaryota, Metazoa, Chordata, Mammalia, Primates, Lemuridae. Gene Ontology annotation, biological process: cytoplasmic translation; ribosomal large subunit biogenesis. Gene Ontology annotation, cellular component: cytosolic large ribosomal subunit. Gene Ontology annotation, molecular function: structural constituent of ribosome; RNA binding. Bases 1 to 438 code for a protein of 145 amino acids. The record is from RefSeq and is a predicted model, not a curated record.